Molecule: messenger RNA, 3723 nt
Organism: Acanthochromis polyacanthus (spiny chromis)
Lineage: Eukaryota; Metazoa; Chordata; Actinopteri; Pomacentridae
Product: proepiregulin-like
Exons: 5
Coding region: 2031-2582 (183 amino acids)
Biological process (GO): positive regulation of mitotic nuclear division; epidermal growth factor receptor signaling pathway; positive regulation of cell population proliferation
Source: RefSeq, a predicted model, not a curated record
CAGGAGAUUCUUAAGGUGUCUCACAUAUUAUCCCAUUUAGUAUUAUUUAAAAACUCAUGAAUGCCUGUUUGAUUUCCGCUUAUUCGUCCUUAGAAGGGAUAAUGCUCUUUCCUCCGCAGACAAGCCACCUGUUCAGCCUAAAAGCCAAAAAAUCUAAUUAAACAAGAAGUCAAUAUGCAAAGGCUCUGACUGCAACAAAAAUGAUGAUACAUCAUGGUUUUACUCUUGAACCGAGGAGAUAAUAAAUAUCAAGUAUGCUGUCGUGUGUUGAAUUUGCUAACCUUAAUGUUGACAUUGCAUCUAAAAAUGAGAAAAAAUGGUAAAAACAAAGGUUGGCAUGCACAUUUCAUGGAGUAUUUUUUCCCAUUCAUGCUACUUGAUAUGUUUUUGGUCAACUACAUUUAUUUUUUACUUUCCAGUGUACCUUUGUUUCAAGGGCGUAGGUUUGCAUAGGGACGGUAGGGACAUAACACUACCAACUUUUCAAGAGGGUCAAAUUGUCCCCACUAACUUUUAAGCAACCUUAUUUGCAUUAUAUAAUGAGUUCAGUUAUAUAGGUCAUUUUGAUUGUCUUCCCAUAUGUUGUAAGGAUAGAAUUGACCCUACCAUUAUUAAGUGAAUUAUUUUCAUUAUGUUCAGACCAGGUUCAGACUUACAUUUACCCCUUUUCACUUUCUGAAUGUGCCGGUCCAAUCAAACGUGCAUGAUUGGCUGAUGACUUGACCCCCCGCCACCCACACGCACACUCACACAGCCCCGACAGAAAUACACAAGAAAUAAGCAUGCCGCCUUCUCCGCCCCCUUCGAAGAGGAGGGAUAUUAGAAGUUUUUUUCGGCCAGCAGCAGCAGCAGACGACACUGUAAGUAAUGUAAAAAGACGUCAAUGUUGUGGACGUGGGGAACACACCACUAAUGUUGCUACUGAAAGUCCGACCUGCAUCAGAGUUAGCAUAACAUUAAACUGUGUGAACUUGCUAACCUGCAAAACUCGAGUAGGAAGCUGCUUAGAGAGAAUUAUCCUCCUGUAUGUGUUUUCUACUGUUAACGUUAAUUAAACUGUGAGAAACGUAGUGAACUCUGCUGGAAAGUAUAGAACCAGAAAAACGUGAGCAAGAAGCUGCUUAAAGAGAGAGGUCCCAGUCUGUGUUUCACAGGAAAGUGCUGACAGUCAAAAUAAAAAACACAUGCUGCUGCUUUUCUUCUUGUAAACGGCCUGGUUUAGAAGGAAAGAAGGCUAGAGCAUGUUGUGACUUUGCACUUUUGAAACCAAAUACCUAUUAGUGCAUUUAUUUAUUAAUUAAAAUGUAUUUAAUUACUAUCACCUGAACCAAUACACAUGAAAGUUAGUAUAAGUCAAUACAGAUUUAUUUUGCAUUGAUCAUUUAGCUUAUCAAUUAAUUAGGUUCAUAUUCGUGAGAAAUGUAGCCCUGACCCCGUUCACCCAAUCUGUUUGGUCUUAUUAAUGUCCCGUCCCCAGCAAAAAGUGUACAUGCAGGUUAUGCUGUUAUAUCGUCCCUACCAAUGUUGAGACCAAACCUACGCCCUUGCUUUGUUUUUGCAUAUAAAGCCUUAAAUAUAAUACAUAAUAAUACAAAUGCACAUUGUUUUUUGUUUUUUUUUCACGUCUGCUGAUAAUGAUUUGGGCUUUAAAUUGAUUUAGAAUUAAUAACAUUUACUUGCAAUAGACUGUUUUCUUUAGAUUGUUAUAGAACUUUUUUCUUAGAAGUACAUCUCCCUCUGGAAGCUUCUGCCACCACAGUUUAUCUUAAAUUGCAGAUUAAGGGUGAAGAUUCCAUUUCCACCUGGAUUCCAACAAGUCUAUUAUCGAUUGAAGGGCAAAUCUGCCUUUUUAUUUGGGCUUUGAAGUGUGAAAUGGUCUAAAUUACACGAGUCUGUCACCACACCCAGACCGCAGGACUGUGCUUCUACCUGAGAGUCUGUUUGGAAAAGUCGGAAGAGUUUUUCUUUUUUCUUUUUUUAAAUCUGCAGCGACUCGUCUUGUUCUCUCAUCGAGCGUCCCGGCAGCGAACAUGUGGAUCUGCAGAGAAUCAACGAUCCUCUCCCUCAUCGGUGUCAUGCUGAUCUGGCCAUAUGUCCUCACCAAGAAUGUCUCACCCAGACUGCAGGCAGACGGCAGCUCUCUAUCUGCAGGGCAGAGAGAAGAGCGCCAUCAUGUGGUGAAGAGGAUGACAAAGAGCUGCGACAGCACCUUUGACGAUUACUGCCUGAACAACGGCCAGUGCAUGCUGCUGGUGGACAUCAAUGAGCAUCACUGCAAGUGUGUGGGGGAAUACUCUGGCCCCAGGUGCGGCACCGUGCGGCUGAACGACUUUGUCGUUCAGCCGCUGGCCGAAGAGCAAGUAGUUGUCGUGGUUUUCUGCGUGAGUUUGCUGAUUCUAGGUCUGGCUGGAGCUCUGUACUUCUGCUGCAAAUGGUAUAAAAAAAACAAAUUCCCACGUCAGCAGAAGCGGCAGGGUUACAAAGGAGUCCAGGCUGUUUACAGUGUUUCGUUUACUCUCACGCCCACUGCAUGUGCUGCUGGAAAAACGCAAACCUGGGUUUCUCCCGCCUUUCCUGAAUGAAAAGUUCAUCAUGAUGCUUCCUGACCAGCUCGCACUCAGUGGCCGGCUUACUGGUUCUGCUCCUGCUUAGAGUGCUGUGCGUCACAUGGCUUUAUCCAGCAGGGAGAUCAUCACAAAGAGAUUAAAAUGGUCAAAAAGCAGCAGCUUUGUACGCGCCGUGAUUGUUUUCCUGCCGCACCGGUUCUAAAGUUUCGCCGCCUGUUACACUCAGUUUGAAAAGAUGAAUAGGGAGACACACAAAAACAGUUUCUGUGUGUGUGAAACCACCCACAUGAUGGUGGAAAAAUCAUGCAAAAUGCCUGAAUGUGAGGGCAAAGGAUGGGCAAAUGCAACGGUAGUAACAUCUUUAUAGAGAUAUUUAGGUCACUGUUUGCAAAAGAAACUUCAUGUGUUGACAGGCAAGAGGCCACAGCUUGCAAUAACUGCUGGAAUGUUUAUCAGAAUCACUAUCAAGCUAUAGUUUCUUCACUUUUAACUCUUAUUUUGUCAUAAUUUGUGUAUCUGAAGUCUGAUUUCAGAUUAGUUUUUGAGAUUCAAUGAGGCUUUCAUCAGCCUCCAAGAUCUAAGAAUAGAACUGAUCAAAAAUCUGAAUAAUAAAAGUUUUCAUCUGCCUGCUGUUUCUCAUCAAAAUUACUUCCUCAAAUCCACUUUUUCCCCAUAUUUUGGUUCCUUAAACCGUAUUUUUAAUUUAACUUUCACACUUCUGAAUUAGCUUUUUAUUAUUGUCUCUUGAUAAUUGUAGCAAAAACAUUAAUUAGUCGCCUUUAUCAUUGUUACUGCCAUUAAAAGUUUUGUGUUUUAUUGUUCAAAACUUUGUCAGGUCAUAUAGUAUUCCCAUUUUAAUUAUUUAUUUCACAGUAUUAAUGUGUAAACUGGAUACUUGCUCUGUUACCGCAAAGAAUGACUUUUUAAAGUUUGUAUGUUUGUAUGCCUUCACAUGCUUCUCAAAUCUACAUGCUACAUUUUACAGUUUUCUUCCAUGUUCUCUUUAAAAGAAUAUCUUUUUUAGGAACACGUGAGAAAAAAACCUUCCAGAUGCUGCUUGAUGAUGUUUUUACAUGGAAUUCUUGCAAUGGCAGUAUUAGCUGUGCAUGUACCAGAACAUAUGUCUAAUAAAAUCUAACAUAAUAUAUACAUUUAA